Megalobrama amblycephala (Wuchang bream) is the source of this 2570-nucleotide messenger RNA. RefSeq names its product solute carrier family 16 member 5b (gene slc16a5b). The record is from RefSeq and is a predicted model, not a curated record. Gene Ontology annotation, biological process: monocarboxylic acid transport; transmembrane transport. Gene Ontology annotation, molecular function: monocarboxylic acid transmembrane transporter activity. NCBI's taxonomy places the organism in Eukaryota, Metazoa, Chordata, Actinopteri, Cypriniformes, Xenocyprididae. The transcript has 5 exons. Bases 319 to 1998 code for a protein of 559 amino acids.
CUGACGUGGGAGGAAUUACUAUUUUAUUACGUCAGAGUUCAAUAGCGUGGCAAAGGGGCAGCGAUGAAGAAAUCAUAAUGGAGCUGAUCAAGUACAGUCACGAGCUCUCUCUAAUCCCGUCUACAUCGCGCAGCUGCCCGCAGGGAGUCUCGGGCUUCCCCGCAGCACUCAGUACAGUCAGUGAGAGACGUUCACUCGCGCGGGUCACGCUCGGGCCAGAGGGCGCGCGAGUGGUCAACAGCAGCACACACGAAGGACCACUUAACGUCAAGCACAGAUGUCAUCUACGUCCUAAAGGUACUUGAGUGAGGAGACAUAAUGACGGAGGGUGCAGAGGUUCAUCCAACCCAGCCAAACAGGGCUGAUGCUGCCACAGCCGCUGUAACGCGGAGCAGAACGUCCUCUCUGCAGGUCGUAGAAACAGAUUCUGGGCCGGCAGAGACAGCCAGCUGUGAGUCAGAGGAGCCAGACCAACAGGAAGAGGAAUCCUCCACUUUUCCAGAGGUUCAGCAUCAUUCCACUGCAGGACCGGAGGGCAGCAGUGGUGGCCAGGUGGCGCCUGAUGGUGGCUGGGGCUGGGUGGUCGUUGCUGCUACCAUUCUGGUCUUAGCGAUGACUCUGGCUUUCCCUUCUUGCAUUGGGAUAUUUUACACAGACUUGCAGAAUGACUUCCAAGCCAGCAACACUGAGACCUCAUGGGUGCCAGCUAUCAUGAUGGCAGUGCUGCAUGCAGGCGGCCCCAUAUGUAGUGUUCUCGUGGAACGCUUUGGUUGCCGUGCAACAAUAAUCAUUGGAGGGAUCCUGAGCGGACUGGGAAUGGCAGCCAGCUCAUUUGCACAGACAAUGGUAGAGCUGUAUAUCACUGCUGGCAUUAUCACAGGAAUGGGAUUCUCUUUGUCUUUCCAGCCAUCAAUCACCAUGAUGGGCCACUACUUUGUGCGUCGCAGGGCGUUCGCCAACGCCCUGUCUUCCACUGGCACUGCACUCGGGCUGAGCACCCUACCAUUGCUGGCCAACUAUCUGCUCAGCAGCUUUGGUUGGCGUGGCAGCUUUCUGGUGCUGGGAGGGGUUCUGCUGAACUGCUGCGUUUGUGGGGCUGUGAUGCGCCCCCUUGGGGCCAAACCAAAGACAGAAGCCAGAACCGGACCUACGGGCAAUCACCACCUCAAAACCAAUUGCCUUUCUGUUCAUCAGGAAAGAGAGGGUCUGAAGGGCCGUCUCCGGGCCACUCUCUCCACCGUCAUGCCUUUCCUCCGCAGACAUAUGGCUUUUGACCUGCUGUGCAGUAACCCGUACUUCUGUGCCUAUGCGCUUGGGGUGUCCUGGAUGAUGCUGGGCUUCGUAGUGCCCCUGGUUUAUCUGGUUCCCUAUGCCACCGCAUACGGUAUGGAGCAAGAUCGAGCUGCUCUACUGAUGGCCAUCCUCGGAUUGAUCAACAUCAUCGUUCGGCCCGUGACAGCGCUGGUUUUUGGGCUGCCUCGUUUCAGAGGAAGCCAUAACUUCGCCUACCUGUUUGCCACGGCGGUGCUGAUCAAUGGGUUGAGCAACUGCAUUUGUGGGAUGUCGCCAAGUUUCCCAGUACUGUUGGCGUAUGUUAUAGCGUUUGGGAUUUCUAUGAGCCUCGUUGGCUCCUUGUUGUUCACCGUACUGAUGGACACGGUCGAGAUGAGCCGCUUCCCAUCCGCCCUGGGCCUCAUCAGCAUUAUGGAGAGCAUCAUGCUACUUCUUGGCCCACCAUUAGCAGGAAUCCUGGUUGACAGCACUAAGCAAUACGCCUAUGUGUUCUUCGCCUGCAGCAUAACCGGGUCCACAGCUGGUCUCUUCAUCAUGUUGUCCUUCUACUGGCUGGACAGACAGAAGGACAGAGAAGUUAAGAUCUCCUCCAUUUAUAAAGGCACUAAUUUACUGAAGCCAAGCAUUAAGAUGACCAAAGACUGUGAUUAUAGUCCAGUGCCUUUAAAUAGUAAGAAUGACAGAGACAUAGAGACUGAUGUGUGAUUGGGCUGCCAAGACACCACCUCGAGUACAUUUCACCAUAGGUUACUAAUUUUGUCCACAAAGUUCCUCACCCUUCUAGUCUUCUCCCAUCCUCUUAUUGGUGGACAAUCAGCUAUAUUUGCCAUUGAUUACACAGACAUAAAGCAUAAUGUUUCCUGGACUGCUAUAGUAAAUGGAUUGCACCAGAAUUGCAGGUCUAACUUUUCAUAGUCCCCUUUUUCUUUUUCUACAUGGUGCCAUAUGGAACUGUAAUCACUUCAGAUCCUCUCACAAAAACAUUUUUUAAAAUACAAUUUCAGUUCUUACUCUAGACUACUUCAUGGCCAGUUGCAAUUGAUGUUCAUAUUACUGUAAUUUAGAUUAUGAGAUUAGGUUGUUUUGGGAACAAAUGAAUAUAGAAAACAAAGAGAAUGUGUAAAGCAUGGUCAUGCAAUGAUUUUUUUUUUAAUUUCUAGAUGCCUUAAAUUAUAAAUUUUAGAUCUUAUAAAUGUUUUUUUUUUAGGUUUGUAUAGAUUCUGCUUUUUAAAAUCAGUAACUUAUUUAUAUAUUUGUAUGUAUUAAAAGAAAUUUAU